This is a messenger RNA of Symbiodinium necroappetens, 1380 nucleotides long. Lineage: Eukaryota; Dinophyceae; Suessiales; Symbiodiniaceae. The record is from the annotation of a GenBank genome assembly.
AUGGCUCGGCUGGCGCCACUGGAAGAUAAGCGCGCCUGGCCUGCCUUAGGGCCCCAGCCAGAUCAAGGUGGUGAAGACCACGAGCGGCAUCGAUGGCAUCGGGCCGGGCCAGCCAGGAUGGGCAUCCAAGGGCUCCUCAAGGCUCUGGAGGAUGUGCAGCGCGAGUGCCACGUCAAGGAGUUUGCUGGAAAAAGGGCCGCCGUUGAUGCUCAUGGUUGGUUGCAUGCUGCCCUGGCAGGAAGCGCUGUGGAUGUUGAGCUCGAGGUUGAUGACCAGAUUCAUGUCCGAUACUGUGCGAAGAGGAUCUCGAUGCUGCGAAGAUUUGGUGUCGAGCCGGUCUUUGUGUUUGAUGGUGCAGCGCUCCCUGCAAAGGCGGCAUUGCUACAGGAGCGGCGUCAGCGAAGGGAGCGCAUGCGAAGGGAAGGCGAGCUGCGCCUGAGUGAGGGAGAUUUCGCGCAGGCAAAGUCAUGCCUUGCCCAGGCGGUGGAAAUCAAAGACCACCAAAUCGAUGAUGUUGUUCGCUUGCUUGCUGCGGAAGAGGUCAGGUAUAUCCAUGCACCGUGUGAAGCCGAUGCUCAAAUGGCGUAUUUGGCUUGGCAUGGUUACGUUGACUUCUGCAUCUCUGAAGACAGCGAUCUCCUCGCGCUUGGCUCGCCCCGAGUGCUCUACAAGCUCCGUGGCGAUGGACAUGGCAGAGAGAUUAUCUUGGAUGAUGCGCUGAAUGGUCGAAGCUUGGAGGACUUCCAGGCGAUUUGCAUCUUGAUGGGUUGCGACUACUUGCCUCGUCUUCGCGGGGUUGGGCCCGCACUGGCCGUCCAAGUCGUGGCGGCGCGCGGCCGCGAGGCGGAGGCCGUUGCCAGGGAGCUGCGGGUUCUUGGAAUCACUGUGCCAUCGGAGUACGCCGAGCACUUCCGGCUGGCGAGCAAGGUCCUUCAGCUGCAGCCCGUGUACGAGCCUCGUAGCGGCCGGCAGAUUCCACUUUGGAGCUCGCAGGAACCACACGCAGUGCCUGUGCAGCUCGCGAGCCAUACUGGGACCUCUGCUCCGCAGGAAACUGAUGCUCUGGUCCCGAUGGAGGCGCCUCGAGGUCGCGCGCGUCGGAAGGGAUCCCUCGGCCGGAGCCGCAGCCGGACCCCUGGACGAGAAGGUGGCAGAGGCAGCGCAUUUGUCAGCGACUCUUUCGAACAAGCGAGGUCUACUCAGCAGGGUGCGAUGACCCUGGAAGAAUUCAUUCGUCGAGAGCGAGCAGAGCGCACGGGAAGCUCACGAGGUGGUGAGCAUGGAGACGGAGACCUUGCAAGCCCAGCCUUGAGUGUUGCAGGAAAGUCGCGCUUCUUUGGACGGCAGCACUCCAAACUGGGCAGCCUGUGGUCGGACUGA